CUUUAAACAGAAUAUCAGCAUCUUGAUUUCUGAAACUCAUAAGACAGCAACUAGAAGUCCAGAUAAUCCUACUAAAAAGCCAGAAGUUAGAACUGGUAAAAGUUCACUUAAAAAUAAUAAAGGAGUCAUAGUGUCUACAAUAAAUUUUAGCGCCAAUAUGACAGCUGCCAAAACUAAGGAGAUGAUUCUUAAGAAGUUAAUAAGAAGAACUAAAGAUACUCUUGGAGCACCAAAAAACAACAGGAUUAUAAUAUUUAUUGAUGAUAUGAAUAUGCCAGUACCAGAUAUGUAUGGAGCACAGCCACCUCUGGAAUUGAUAAGACAAUUGUUAGAUUUGGGAGGGAUUUAUGAUACGGAAAAAAAGGCAUGGAAGAAUAUUGAAGAUCUCGCUAUACUUACAGCUUGUGUUCCAGUUGGUGGGAAUGAUAUUAGCCCACGUCUUCUCAAACAUUUUUCUAUGCUGGUCUUGCCUCAUCCUUCACAAAGUGCCUUACGUACUAUUUUUCGGGUUCAUUUGGGAAUGUAUUUCUCCAUCAAUAACUUCACAGCUGAUGUUCAGAAAAGUAAAGAUCAGAUAAUAUCUUGCUCUCUAGCUAUAUACCAUCAAGUACGUCAGAGUAUGUUACCAACUCCAACAAAAUGUCACUACAUGUUUAAUCUUCGAGAUAUGUUUAAGCUUCUGCUAGGAUUGUUGCAAGCUGACAAGAACGUUAUUUACUCCAAAGAGAUGACUGCUUUGCUCUUUGUUCAUGAAGCUACCCGAGUGUUUCACGAUCGCUUAACUGAUCCCACUGAAAAAAGCUUUUUCUAUCAGUUGCUUUCAAAGGAACUUCAGAACUAUUUUCAGAUUGGAAUAGAUGGAUGUGGAAAAAAGCCUUGUGCAACCUUGGCCUGUUAUUUGACGGAUAACAAAUUAUACCGGGUGUCUUUAUCUCACAAUUAUGCCUAUAUAGAAUUCAAAGAAGUGCUUAAAAAGGUGUUUAUUCAAGCAGGAUUAGAAGGAAACCCCACUGUUCUGAUGGUUCUUAAUUUAAACCUAGAAAAUGACUUAUUUUUGGAAGACUUGAACUUCAUUGUCAAUUCAAGAAGAAUACGUGACUUGUUUGAAAAUGAGGAGCUGGACUCUAUUGCAAUAAAGAUCAGGUCUCAUGCUGAACCGUCUGGUAAUAUGGAUGAUAGACAAUCUUUGCUUUCAUUCUUUCAAAAGAGAAUAUACAAAAAUCUUCAUAUUUUUAUGAUUAUGAGUCCUGAAGGACCUAACUUCCGCCAAACUUGUAGAGCAUAUCCUUCUAUGAUUAGCUCUUGCACAAUCGACUGGUACGAGAGGUGGCCAGAAGAAGCUCUCCUUAUUGUAGCCAACUCAUUCUUAAGAGAAAAAAUGAAUAUUGAGAACAGAGAGAGCUUAGAAGAAAAACUUGCCCCAACAUGUGUCCAAAUUUACAAAAGUAUAAAAGACUUGAGCACAGAAUACUUUCAAGAAACUGGAAGGCAUUAUUAUAUCACUCCCGGUAGCUACUUGCUAUUCAUGGAAACAUUUGCUCACGUUUUGAAGUCUCAAGAGAAGAAGAUGCAAAUGAAAAGGGAAGGUUUCUAUAUUGGUCUAUCCAAAAUCCUGGAAGCAACCACACUAGUUACAGAUAUGCAGGAGGAGCUCUUGGUUCUUGGCCCUCAAAUAGAACAAAAAACAAAGGAAACAGAAACCCUAAUAGAAAAACUACAGAAAGAUUCACAAGUAGUUGAGAAAGUUCAGAUGCUUGUUAAACAGGAUGAAAAAAUUGUGGCCGAAGAUAUAAGAAUUGUGGAAGAUUAUGCUCAGAAAACUGCCAAUGAACUAAAUUGUGUGCUGCCAGCCUUAGACAAGGCAAUUGUGGCUCUAAAUUCCCUGGAUAAAGCUGAUGUCUCCGAAUUAAAAGUAUACACACGGCCUCCCUUCCUUGUACUGACUGUCAUGAAUGCAGUAUGUAUUCUUCUGCAAAAGAAACCUAACUGGACAACAGCAAAGUUACUUCUUUCAGAAACUGGUUUCCUAAAAAAAUUGAUUAACCUUGACAAGGACAGUAUACCUGAUAAGGUUUUCAUGAAGUUGAAAAAAAUUUUAAUGUUACCUGAUUUCCACCCAAACAAAAUUGCUCUGGUUUCUGUUGCUUGUUGCUCUAUGUGCCAAUGGGUUAUAGCUUUGAAUAAUUACCAUGAAGUACAGAAGGUGGUGGGCCCUAAGCAAAUCCAAGUAGCAGAAGCUCAGAAUGUCCUUAAAAUUGCUCGAAAAAGAUUGGCUGAAAAGCAAAGAGGUUUACACCUGGUUGAAGAACAUAUGCUGUUUUUGCAGGCAAACUACAAAGACAUCGUUGCUGAAAAACAACAAUUGGCAAAUCGGAGAAGACUGGCAAGCAGACGCUUACAGUGUGCAUCAAUCUUACUUACUGUCCUGGAAGAUGAGAAGACUAAAUGGCAAGAAACAAUCAGUCAAAUAGACAACAAGUUGAAAGGAAUUUUGGGUGACAUACUUCUUUCAGCAGCAUGCAUUGUCUACAGUGGAGUUUUAACAUCAGAAUUUCGCCAAUUGAUUGUGAAUAAAUGGGAGAAUUUUUGCAUUGAAAAUGGAAUUCCUUUGUCUUCCAAGUUUUCUUUAACUGAAGUCAUGGCACAAAAAUAUGAGAUCAGUCGAUGGCAUAAUCAAGGGCUACCUCUUGGUCAGUAUUCAACAGAAAACGCCAUCUUAAUGGAGAAUUGCCAGCAGUGGCCACUGUUGAUUGACCCACAUAAGCAAGCACACAACUGGAUCCGUCAGAUGGAAGGAUCCAGGCUGCAGGAGCUCUCCAUUGAGGAUAGCAACUACAUCAAAAAAAUUGAAAAUGCUAUGAAAAUAGGAGGGAGUGUCCUCUUGCAGAAUCUCCUUGAAACAUUAGCUCCAGGUUUAAAGGCAAUUUUGAAGAAGGAUAUCUAUCAGAAAAGAGGGCAAUAUUUCAUAAGGGUUGAUGAUGCUGAGAUCGAAUACAAUUCUGAAUUUAGGUUAUACUUAUCUACAGAAAUAGACAACCCCCAUUUUCUUCCAUCAGUUUAUAACUUUGUUACUAUGAUCAACUUCACGGUCACAUUCCAAGGUUUGCAAGAUCAACUCUUAUCUACUGUGAUAACUCAUGAAGUUCCGCAGCUGGAAGAUCAACGUUCCCAGUUAUUGGAGAGUAUUUUCCUUGAUGCUAUAACUCUUGAAAAACUAGAGGAAAAAACAUUAAAUUUACUGCAGAAAACACAAGGAUGCGUAUUAGAUGAUGAGGAAAUUGUUGAUACCUUAAGAAAAUCUAAAAUGAUAUCAAAUGAAAUUUUAAAGCGCAUCGAAGCAACAACAAAAUCUGAAAGUGAAAACCAAGCAAAACGUGAAAACUAUCUCCCAAUUGCUACCAGAGGCACCCUGCUUUACUUUCUUGUGGCUGAUCUUACACAAAUCAACUACAUGUACCAGUUCUCCCUAGACUGGUUUCGUCAGGUUUUUGUUUCAUCAGUAAUUUCCAAAAGCAAAGAACAAGAACAUAGUUUGAAAAGGGAGAAAACAUCUUUUAAAAAAGUUCGUAAGAGUAAAAAUAUCUCAAAGGAAAGUGAGAAAAAUUCCUCAGACAGGCAUGUAAAAAAUGUAAUAGAUGUAUUGACAAGAAAUAUUUUUAAGGUGGUUUCUUCAGCUCUAUUUAAUCAAGAUAAACUUUGCUUCUCUUUUCGGCUUUGCACUGCAAUCAUGCAAAAUAAUACUAGUGGAAAUCUAAUACAGGAUGACAUUGGAUCCUUACCUGAAGAAGAAUGGAACAUCUUUUUAUAUUCUGGCAUAUUGAUAAAUAUUAAAAGUGUAUUACCCCAACCUAAACUUAAUGGCAUAUUUGAAAUACAGAAAAGUCAACAUCUUCAGUGGCUGUCAGAGUCCAGGUGGAGGCAGUGCCAGUAUGUCAGCAGUCAACUGGAACCAUUUUCACUUCUGUGUAAAUCCCUUUUAUCGAAUGUCUCACAAUGGGAUACUUUUAAGAAUAGUACGGCUGUUUAUUUUCUGACCAGCACACCUUUCUGUUCAGAAAAUGCUUCACUAGAAGAAAGUACAAAAUCACCAGAAGAAACUGUACUUUUGAAUGAAAAUGAAGAAAUAUGUAAUCCUAUAAAUUUUCCCUGGGAGAAACUCACUCCAUUUCAAAGGCUUAUUUUGAUAAAAAUUCUCAGACCAGAACAUUUAAAUAAUUCAGUAAGAAAAUUUAUAACUGAAAAAAUGGGAAAUGACUAUCUUCAAAGAAGUGGAGUUAAUUUGAAAGAAGCAUACAAAAAUUCCAGUGCCAGAACUCCACUGAUACUUAUCCAGUCUCACGAAGUGGACCUCACCAAUACGCUUCUGAGAUUUGCACAAGAGCUAAAAGGAACAUCGCAUCAUGUGACUACCAUUUCUCUGGGCCGUGGCCAGGCAGCUAAAGCUGAAGACCUCAUUGUUAAGGCACUAACCAAAACACAGCAAUGGGUCUUCCUCCAGAACUGCCACCUUGCAGCAUCGUUUAUGGCAAGACUUUGCACUAUUGUAGAAUCUUUUAACAAUCCCGAUGUGACAAUAGACCCUGAGUUUAGGUUAUGGUUAAGCUCAAAACCGUACAGUUCUUUUCCAGUUUCUAUUCUUCAAAAGAGUUUAAAGAUUGCUAUGGAAUCUCCACAAGGACUGAAAAGUAAUUUACUUCAGACAUUUGGAUAUACUGGGAGUGGAGAGGUAACAGAAGAGAUAUUCGAACAUCCUGACUGUGGACAAUGGUGGAAAAAACUUUUAUUCAGCUUAUGUUUUUUCAAUGCUGUGAUCAAUGAAAGAAAAAAUUAUGGAAUAUUGGGCUGGAAUAUUGCUUAUAAAUUUAAUUCUUCAGACUUAGAGGUUGCCAUUAAGGUGUUGGAAAAUGCCCUGAAGGGACAGUUCCAUGUUCCAUGGCCAGCACUGCGCUACUUCAUCGGAGAAGUGACUUAUGGUGGCCAGGUGACUGAUAACUGGGACAAGCGAUGCUUGAAGACCUUGCUCUACAAAUUUUGCAACCCUGAAGUAAUGAAAGAUGACUUCAGUUUCUAUGUGCCAAAAUCUGCAAGCAUAAAGGAUUACAUAUGCAUUAUCCAGUCCUUACCUGAUGAUGACCCUCCGGAGGUCUUAGGAAUACACCCAGAGGCCAUAAGGAGCUGCAGGGAGACCCAGAGCCAGAAGUUUAUUGAAAAUCUCAUUGCCAUGCAACCAAGAACCACCAAUGCCACACCCAUGAUCAGACCUGAGCAGAGCAAUGAUGAACUGGUGAUGGCAAUUUUAUCUGAUAUGCUAAGGCGGCUGCCACUGACAGUGGAGAAAGAAGAAUGUGUUGCUGGAACUCCAAGCACAUUGAAGUGUGUGAUGUCAAGCCCCAUUUGGGAGUCUCUUGCUAAAAACCGCAAAGAUCAUGAUACCUUUAUUCAUUGUGUCUUGCUAACCUUUUUGAAGCAAGAAAUUGAACGAUUUGAUAAGUUAUUAUUUGUCAUACAUAAAUCUUUAAAAGAUCUUCAACUUGCCAUAAAAGGAGAGAUCAUCCUCACCCAAGAAUUGGAGGAAAUAUUUAACUGUUUUCUUAAUAUGAGAGUACCUACAUUGUGGCAGAAACAUGCCUACAUGUCAUGUAAGCCAUUGAGUUCCUGGAUUAAUGAUCUCAUCCAGCGAGUGAAUUUCUUCAAUACUUGGGCCAAACUGGCUUACACAGCAAUACAUCGUCGGUAUAUACGAUUGAUCACAACUUGGAAGCGGCCUGUUCCACCAUCUAGCCAAAGAUCCACACAUGCUGAUAAUUCAGAGGAUAAUCGCUUUGAAGGAUUUCCUGCAAGAUACUGGCUCCCAGCUUUCUUCUUUCCACAAGCUUUUCUUACUGCUGUGCUUCAAGACUAUGGACGGUCCCAAGGAAUCUCGAUGGAUGCCCUCACUUUUACGCACCAUGUGAUUUCUGAUACCCCUGGCAUCAAAGAAGAGGAGUUCUCCAUAAUUAUCCAAAAGAAACUCAACAUAGUCAGGAGAGCCUUUAAGGGCUCAGACCCCUCUCACCCUGGAGUUCACAUUUUUGGUUUAUUCAUUGAGGGAGCAAGAUGGAAUCACGAACAAAAAAUACUAGAAGACUCGCUACCUCUUGAGAUGUGUUGUGAUUUUCCUGAUAUAUACUUUUUGCCAACAAAGAUUUCUACUGAAACAGCAAAUGUUUCUAACAAGACAGAUUCAGAACUCUAUACUUUUGAAUGCCCAGUGUACCAGACAUCUGAGAGGUCGAGAAUUUUGGCAACUACUGGUGUACCAACAAACUUAACAUCAGUGUAUUUAUCAACAAAGAAACCUCCUAGCCACUGGAUCACAAUGCAGGUUGCCUUGCUGUGUGAAAAGAAUGAAAAAUAAAUUUCCAUACCAAACCAUUUUAA
This is a messenger RNA of Carlito syrichta (Philippine tarsier), 6420 nucleotides long. It is a transcript of the gene DNAH14, whose product is annotated as dynein axonemal heavy chain 14. Gene Ontology annotation, biological process: microtubule-based movement. Gene Ontology annotation, cellular component: dynein complex. The transcript has 38 exons. Lineage: Eukaryota; Metazoa; Chordata; Mammalia; Primates; Tarsiidae. The record is from RefSeq and is a predicted model, not a curated record. Gene Ontology annotation, molecular function: minus-end-directed microtubule motor activity; dynein intermediate chain binding; dynein light intermediate chain binding. The annotation marks the transcript as partial.